AAUUCUGCAAGUAGUUCUAAUUUACUAUCGCUGUUCUCUAGCUGGUCUAAAACCACUUUUGACCUAAAGGGACACUUUUUGGACGUCAUGGACUUUUCUCAGUUUCCAGGCAGACAGAAUAGUAAAAAUGCAGGCAGGGCACAGGACAAAGCAUUAGGGACAAAAUGUAUGUGAAAUGGUUUGAUACAUGAAUGUCCCUUUUUGACAUUUUUACAUUUCCCGCCAGUUCCGUCCCUAUAUGUCCCGACGUCGCAGAGAACGGAACCGGAAGAUAGAUGCCAGCACCGGCCGGAGGACAUUGCCGGGGACACUGCAGGAGGGACAU
Molecule: messenger RNA, 325 nt
Organism: Staurois parvus
Lineage: Eukaryota; Metazoa; Chordata; Amphibia; Anura; Ranidae
Source: the annotation of a GenBank genome assembly